Arabidopsis lyrata subsp. lyrata is the source of this 1084-nucleotide messenger RNA. RefSeq names its product putative cysteine-rich repeat secretory protein 37. The transcript is spliced from 3 exons. The coding region runs from base 188 to 952 and encodes 254 amino acids. NCBI's taxonomy places the organism in Eukaryota, Viridiplantae, Streptophyta, Magnoliopsida, Brassicales, Brassicaceae. The record is from RefSeq and is a predicted model, not a curated record.
AUCAUUUCUUCUCUACAAUCUAAAGUAAUGAAUCAAAUUUUAACAAGAAUAUUGUUUUGAGAUAUAUAGUUAAUCUAGUUACUACUGAGACCAAUCAGCUAAAAAAUCCUUCCGAGUCUCCUUACAUAAACAUCUCAAUCUCAACGCUUCAUUUAUCAAAAAGAAACCUCCUCCGGGAUCCAAAACAAUGUACUCUUCAUAUUCUCUAUCCAAACGCCUAGUUUCUAUCCCUAUCUUGGCUAUACAACUCCUUCUCAUACGCAGCGUCUCGUCACUGAACCUUACCAAUGACUAUCUUAACCACAAAUGCCUCGUCAGUCAAGGGAAAUAUAGGCCUGGAGAUAAGUACGAGGACAACCUCAACUUUCUCACCCGUGAAGUCUUAUCCUAUAAUUUUCCGGAUGGUUUCAUACACAUCUCUUAUGGCGAAGCACCCAGUUUCGUCGCCGUCAUAUUACAGUGCCGCGGCGACUCCUACGACUCCAAGUGCCUCUCCUGCUAUGCCACCGCCCUUUCCGGGCUUCGUAGGAGAUGUCAGAGGAACAAAGGAAGAGUAAUAUGGUACGAUCAAUGUUUUCUCUUCAUUAAUUCGAUCAAAUCAUCCCCGAGGAAGAACGAUUACAGGAAUGCUUUCUCUAUGCACAACCCAAACAACAUGAUCAAGGACACGGAAUUGUUCAACAAGAAAACGAGGGAUUUCCUCUACGAGCUCAUGUUGGAAGCCACUACACCCAACAGGACAAUGAUGCUUUACGCAGCAGGGGAGAAGAAGCUAGGGACAAAGAAAUUGUAUGCAAUGGUGCAGUGUGCGCAAGACAUAUUGCGAUGUAAGGGUUGUUUGGAAUGGAGUAUCAAUGAGCUUUCCAAGUGCUGCCACAGUAAACAAGGAGCAAGAGUUUUGGGAACAGAGUGUACUCUUAGGUAUGAGCUAUACCCUUUUCUUAGGGGUUGAAAGGUUGUUUGAUCAUGAUGAUGUAGAAGACAAUCUCUUGACAGCUUUCCAAUUUUGUUUGGUUUUGUUUUCUUAAUUCUGUUUUAUUUUUGGUUUUGUAAGUCAAAUCUUUUUUUGGUCUGAAACAAUUAA